This is a messenger RNA of Nannospalax galili (Upper Galilee mountains blind mole rat), 3195 nucleotides long. RefSeq names its product 5-azacytidine induced 2 (gene Azi2). Gene Ontology annotation, cellular component: cytoplasm. Gene Ontology annotation, biological process: canonical NF-kappaB signal transduction. The record is from RefSeq and is a predicted model, not a curated record. NCBI's taxonomy places the organism in Eukaryota, Metazoa, Chordata, Mammalia, Rodentia, Spalacidae. The transcript has 10 exons. The coding region runs from base 245 to 1570 and encodes 441 amino acids.
AGCAGCGGUGUCUUCGAGGAAACCGGAAGUCCGUGGUGACCCCUGGCGACCCGGUUUGUUUUCCGUCUGUCUCCAACAUUGGGGAACCGAAAGCCGGUGGCCUUGGGGGCGGCCCUACGUAACCUGGGCUUAGGGAAGUGACCAGCAACUGACACUGCAUACACACCUGGCUUAAAGUUACUGACUCGUCAUUACUUGGAGACCCAACUGUCUUCUGGACUCAUCAUUGCAGUGAUUCCAUCAAAUGAAGAGCUGGUACAAUCAUAUACUAUUUCUCUGUUACCCUUCAUUUCUAGCUAUCAUGGAUGCACUAGUGGAAGAUGAUAUCUGUAUUCUGAAUCAUGAGAAAGCCCACAGAAGAGAUACAAUGACUCCACUCUCAAUAUAUUCAGGAGAUGAGUCUGUUGCUUCACAUUUUGCCCUUGUCACUGCAUAUGAAGAUAUCAAGAAACGACUCAAGGAUUCAGAGAAAGAGAACUCUUUCUUAAAGAAAAGGAUAAGGGUUUUGGAAGAAAAGCUUGUUGGUGCUCGAUUAGAAGAAGAGACAAGUUCUGUAGGACGAGAACAAGUGAACAAGGCCUAUCAUGCAUAUCGAGAGGUUUGCAUUGACAGAGAUAAAUUGAAGAAUAAAUUGGAUAAAAUGAAUAAAGACAACUCUGAAUCUUUGAAAGUAUUGAAUGAACAGCUACAGUCUAAAGAAGUAGAACUUCUCCAGCUAAGAACAGAGGUGGAAACUCAGCAGGGAGAUAUGAUGGUUUUAUUCAGGAUAGUUUGUGAUGAAGUAGAGGAGGAAAGGAAUAAAUCCCAUUCUCACCAAAAGUUCCACCCCACUGUGAUGAGGAAUUUAAACCCACCCUCAUCAAACUGGGAGGUGGAAAAAUUGAGCUGUGACUUGAAGAUUCAUGGUUUGGAGCAAGAGUUGGAACUGAUGAGGAAAGAAUGUAACGAUCUCAAAAUAGAACUACAAAAAGCCAAACAAAUGGAUUCAUCUGAGGAAGACAGCCUGCAGAAUAUGGAUCUCCACAGACUGAGCUUGUCAAGUGAUAAUAUGCAACAUGCAUACUGGGAACUGAAGAGAGAAAUGUCUAAUUUACAUCUGGUGACUCAAGUACAAGCUGAACUACUAAGAAAACUGAAAACCCCAACUGCAAUCAAGAAAGCCUGCACCCCAAUAGGAUGUGAAGACCUUGGGAAAGACAGCACAAAAUUGCACUUGAUGAAUUUCACGGCAACAUACAAAAGACAUCCCCCUUUGUCACCAAAUGGUAAAGCUAUUUGUUAUACACCAUCUUCCCCUUUACCAGGAGAUAUAAAGGUUUUAUCGGAAAAAGCAGUUCUUCAGUCAUGGACGGAUAAUGAGAGAUCAAUUCCUAAUGAUGGUACAGACUUUCAGGAGCACAACUCUUAUGGCAGAAAUUCUUUGGAAGAUAAUUCUUGGGUAUUCCCAAGCCCUCCUAAAUCAAGUGAGACAGCAUUUGGGGAAACUAAAAGUAAAACUUUGCCAUUACCCAAUCUGCCACCCUUGCAUUACUUGGAUCAACAUAAUCAGAACUGCCUUUAUAAGAAUUAAUUCUAAUGAGAUUCAUGAUUUGGUCACAAGGACAAUACUCGCAGUGGUUCUCCCAAGAUUAUUCUAGAUGGAAAUAGACUUUGAUUAAAAACUUAGAGAUCUUCAAUAUGUACAUUUGUACAUACUGUACUGCAUUAUGUAGUUGAUUUUCCAGUGUGAAUGAGAACACUCCAGCUCUCCAGUUCUAUACUCAGAUACAUGUUAUUAUAUACAUAUGUGUGUAUAUGUGUGUGUGUAUAUGAACUAAUAAUCUUAAGUGUUCAAGAAGACAGUUGUACCUUUGAUAACAAUUUUUUGCUUCUCAGAUAAAGAAUGGAAAUGGAAAUUUUAGGCACAUUUUAUAAAGGAUGUGGACUAUCUAAAUAUCCAUUCAUCAAAUAAAAAGAAGCCUUUAGUGUAAGAGAAGAACCAUGUACAUUGGCUCAGAUUGCAUAAAGAAGCAGAUAGUAAUGUGAAUAGGUUAUAUUUCUGUGGACUUUACAAUGUAUACAGAUUUGAAAUACAAUGGAAUCAAAGUGUCUAGGUUAUUCCAUUUCUGUAUGCUAUUAUGUUUCAGGGUUUAAGAUUUAAAAUCAUCCUUUUACUAAAAUGCUUGUGUGUAAAAUUUUAGAAAUGUAAUUUGAGUUCUAAGACUUGAAAUUACUUGCCCAUGGAAGCCAACUUUGUCCCAGUACAUUCAAGUCCUAAAUAUUUCAAAACGAUGUGGUGUGUGAAUAAACUAGUAUAGCUUUCUACACCAUCUAGUUCAAGUAGAAAGAGCUUGUCACAGGUCAGUGCCUCCAGUGGUCCAUAAUGAAAAUCUUCAUGUGUCAACUGUAUACAGUCAUCUUCUUCAGCAGGAAUACAGCUGCUCGUUAUGUAGAACAGCUUAGAUAUUGUUGGACUAUAACAUUUGAGAAAGUGACUUUUAAUUAACAGAGUCUAGAACUAAAUUUUGUGCUCUAUUGACAUAGUACAAUUAUGGAACGAACGUACACAAACUCAUUCUGACUGGCCAAUCAUUUGUAAAUAAGAAAUAACAAAGGCGGCUUCACAUGGACAUUCAUCUAAAUUCCUUCAGGGUAGAGGCAUUAAGAGUAUUAGUAAUCAUAUAUUACCUGUUUCAUGUAAGAAGACUUUAUCCUUUUUUUAAUGGAAUUUUAUAUAUCUUGAAUUUAAAAGAUCUGAGGUCUCUUACAUUACUGAAUAACAUGCAUACAUAGACAGUACUCACCAUUCACCAGUUAUUUUUGUCUUUAUCGCACUUAUUCAAGCUUGUCCGUGAUUAAUGGAAUUGAUGUCAGAUGCUGGAAUUUAUUCUGACCAGUGAACACAGCUGACUCGAGGGAGUACAAGCUCCUGCCAAGUAAUACAACAAAACCAUUGCAAUAUGCAUAAAACAAAUACCAGACUCCAGACUUUAGCUGAAAGAACUAACAGUCUGUGUAAUAAGAAAGCAGCAGAAACAUUUCUCAUGUGGCUGCAUAGGCUGUAUAUUAUCUCAUCUCUAAUGUAGCUUACUGGUUUGCCUUUUUUUAAACCAAGGCUGGAAAUUUUCCUUUGUAAAGAAGAGUCUUAUGAGAUAAUGUUUUGAACAAUGCCAAGAAAUUGUUUUAAUUAAAAUUAUUUUUGUUUUUAAAAUGGAA